GCCAAUAUCACACUUAUCAUAGUGCGGCCGUUGGUAAAAACAUAGCGAUUUAUUUUAGUCAAUAUACCGUGGCAAAUGGUGUCAAGCUUGUGGAUAUAACAAUGAGAUGUUCGGCACGCCAGAAAGAAAUGGCGAAACAAAAUAAUUCAACAACUAUUGAACAGCGAAUGGAUGAAUGUCGUGAGUUUAUACCUGAUUUUCUUUUAACUAGUAAUCCUCUUGAAUAUUUAAGUACUUCAGAGAACACUCGAUGUAAAGUAUGAUUAUGAAGCUGGAAAUUUUAGAAAGUCCUGAUUAACUUACAAAUAUAGUGCCUUUCUGUCCUUUAUGUACUGGAUAUGGGUAAAUUACUCUUUGCCUACGUACCCGACUCAUCUGUAUUGCUGAAGGCUUGGCUAUCGAAACAGAAAAGCCAGAUCUCUGUGUACAGAAAAAGUUCGUUCAACCCCUCCAACUCUCAUCGUUUCAAUCCCUCAAUGCUAAAAUAUGGUAAUCCCCAAUCAUAUUUUAGUCGUACCAAUUUUUCAUUUUUUUUCAUUUUGUCUAUUCAAUUUGUAUACUGUUCCUUUAUUACGUCAAUUGCUAGUUAGUUUUACUAUUCUCACUUUGAACUGUCCCCAGUAUUAUUUCACUUGUCCCACUUGUCAUUCUAAAUCAAUUC
Molecule: messenger RNA, 661 nt
Organism: Trichobilharzia regenti
Lineage: Eukaryota; Metazoa; Platyhelminthes; Trematoda; Strigeidida; Schistosomatidae
Source: the annotation of a GenBank genome assembly